Messenger RNA from Oncorhynchus nerka (sockeye salmon), 8240 nucleotides. Its product is annotated as kinase non-catalytic C-lobe domain-containing protein 1-like. Lineage: Eukaryota; Metazoa; Chordata; Actinopteri; Salmoniformes; Salmonidae. Gene Ontology annotation, cellular component: dendrite; guanyl-nucleotide exchange factor complex; neuronal cell body. Gene Ontology annotation, biological process: regulation of dendrite morphogenesis; small GTPase-mediated signal transduction. The record is from RefSeq and is a predicted model, not a curated record. The transcript is spliced from 30 exons. Bases 388 to 5913 code for a protein of 1841 amino acids. Gene Ontology annotation, molecular function: guanyl-nucleotide exchange factor activity.
UUUUUGUGGAGGUGUGGUAGUCGUUGCCAUGACAGCAUAUAGUUGGCAAACUCCCUUGUUGCCAUUGAUUAUAGGAAGUACACAUUCAAACGCUGUUUUUCGCUUGUUUUGGAAUGAAAAGAACUGCAGUGACACCGACCGAUUUGUUGAAUGACGCAUCAUGUUGCUGGUGGUAGUGGAAGGACGGGGAACAUUCUAAAAAGUAGCCCGCACUGUUCGUGUUUGGACCACAUAUUCAGGCAUGUAAUCUUUCCUGACUCAAUACAUUGCCAGGACACCAAUGGAGGAAACGCUUUAGGCUAAGGGCUUUAGGCUAAGGGCUAUGAGUAUGAAACUGCACGCACCCAAUUCUACAAAUAUCCACAGUCUUGUUCAAAACUAAAUACAAUGGGGACAUCUGGAACUGAUGCAGUCGAAUUCUCAGGGGAAGAAGAGGAGGAAUACUAUGAAUUUGAGCAUCUACCUGCACUCCUUGAAGAUGAGGAGAACGUGUCCCUGGCAGAUAUCCUGUCGUUGCGGGACACCUGUCUGAUGGAGCAGGAGGUGUGGGCGGUGUGUGUGGAGUGUGUCCUGGCCUUGCAGAGUAUUGCCCCAUCGGCCCUCUUCCACACCCUGUGCCUCACACCCGACACCCUGGCCUUCAACGCCCAUGGCAAUGUGUGCUUUAUGGAGCAACUCAGUGAUGAUCCUGAGGGAUCGUUUAUACCUCCAGAGUUUGACAAGACUGGCAGUACCUUUGAGGGACACAUGUACUCUCUAGGUUCCACCCUCUCUGCUGCGCUGGACUUUGUCAUUGAGCCAGAACUGGAGGCAGAGCUGGGGGAGGAGAUUCAGAGACUGCUGGAGCAGAUGCAGGAGAAGGGGCCAGAGGACAGGCCACACCCCCAGGACAUCCUAUCCCUUGCAGAGGAAAAGCUAGAACAUACCUCUUCCACAGUCCUGUGCCGGAAACUCUCUUCUAUAGGAAGAAGAGUCCUGUCAAUCGAAUCCGUUGCAACAUUUCAAGAUGGGUGGGAUGGCUCUUGGGAGGCUCGAUGGCAGCAGCCCCAACCCAACUGGCAGCUCCACAAGAGCAUCAGCUCUGAGGACAGUAGCUUCAAAGACCAGUGCAUUGUCUCAGACACCACAGCUGAGAAUCGAGACCCAAACGAUCCCAAUAGAACUCUCCGACAUGACGUAUGUGGGUCCUGGGACUCCACCCUGUGGGCUGAUGGUAUGGGGGAUGUGGAAGAGGAUGGAUGUGUCAUAGAGGAGGACAUGUUUGGUUCGCAGUUGGAUAGCAGAUCUCAGAACAGUUCCCCUGUACGAAGGAGGGCUCAGGAGAGGGCUGGGAGGGUGAGGGGGGUUCUGAAUCGUUCCUGCUCUGUCCCAGACUCCAAUAAUCCCCCCACACACCCGCCAACGCCCCACGAGGAUAUCAGUGUCAAUGUAUCGGACCUCACGGAGAUAGGAGCUGAGGAAUGCAUGGGGCACGGGUCUGUUUGGAGCAAGAGAGGGGAUAGAGAGACAGUCCCUUAUGAGUACAGUGACUCCAAGCAAUGGGGCUCAGUGAGAGACAAUGAGAUGUCAGAAGGGGACAGACAUUCUCACAUCCCCAUAUGUGGUGAUAAAACAGAUUCAGACGGUCAAAGUGGAACACGUGAUGAUCCCACUUUGGCCCGCCCUGCUCAAGACCCAGAAGUGUCGGUUGACUCUGCCUGCAACAUGACUUUAAACUCAAACCUUUACACUCCAAAUAAUCACAUGACUAAAAGCAUGCUGUGCCUCAAUGAAGAAUCACAAGAUGAGUGGAUCUCUCUGAGGGAUCUACUCACACGGAGUGGGCAGAGAUGGUCUGUUAAUGAGCUAUGGGCCCUGUGUCAUACCUGCCUCUCCACACUGCAGACGUACAUAGACUACCCAGCAUACUUAUGCUUGGACACAGUGUACGUGGGUUGUGAGGGAGAAGUUCUCUUCUUGAAACCUAAAAACACAGGAUCCUGUGAUGCAUUUUAUCUGGCGCCUGAAUUCCAGGAGCAUGGAAUUGUAACUGAAAAGGCCUGUGUCUAUGGGGUGGCUGCCAUCCUAUGGGCCACUGCCAAGUUCAAUCUGUCAGCCAACCAAAAAGUGGCUAUGCCCAGGAAGUUGAAGAGGCUGCUGCUGGAGAUGGCCAAGAAGACGCCCUUCGAGAGACCUUCCAUUGUCAUAGCUAAAAAGAGCUGUUGUGAUUAUCUAUCAUGCCAAGGAAAGAACGCUGAGACAGUGUGGAUGAAGCUGAUCAACAGAGUCCACCCGCCACUCACAAAGGACAUUGAUGCAGAGGAUCAGAAUGGAUUGGACAGUAGAGGAAGCUCAAGUCAGGAAUCAACACAUAUCAUGAGUGGGUUUGUGCCCAUGGCUACUGAGAGCCGAUUGGCUCCUGUACCUGGCCCUGUUCCCCAUAGCUAUCCAAUCAGUGGAGCCCCCCAGCUUCCAGAGGCCUUCACCUCCCCUGCCACACACUUCACCCCCAUCGUCCUGACCAGGGAGGGGGACACUGAGGAAGAAACUCCCCUGUCUGUUUCAGACAUUGAGGGGACUAGAGGCAGUGAAAUCCAGCCUGUGCAAGAGGCCAAGCACCCAGAAACACCCUUACACCUUGAAGACCUACCCCUACCUCAGUCAGAUAGAGACCUACAGGACACUGGACAGGACAGCCCUGUAAAUCAAAAGAAUGUGGUCACACUUCACUCCUCCUCCACUGCCUCCAGCAGCAGGACAUUGGUCAACUCUCCACCUCCCGCCUCCCCCGAACUGAGCACCCAAUUGUCUUUGUCUUCCUCUUGCCAAUUGUCAUCCUGCUCUCAUCUGACUGGUGGUGGUGUUUUCAACAACUUCCUCUUGCGCCAUGACCCACUAACAGGGGACCUAACCCUGGUGCCGGUGCAGAUAACAGUCGCUGAGUCCCUCCAUGGACUGGAGCUCAAUCUGCCCCUGACCUCAAGCUCCAGCUUCUUCCAGGGUCAACCUACACAUCCUGGUGUCCCUAGAGACCACCUGACCCCUGGUCAGGGAGCUGAACCCCUGCAGUCUUGCCUUAAUGGAAGCACUUGCAGCAAACCCUUGGACUCCUUAGUGUCAAUGUCCCAGCCCCAUAAUGGAGAGGAAGGUCCAAGGACAGGAGAACGUGAGGAUGAAGCCCUAUCAGAGUCCCAUGGACCUCCUCAGGGAGACUCCCAUCUGAUGCACCCUUCCCUACAGGAAGUUAUUGGCCUGCUCAGGGCAGAGUUUGCCAUUGAUGGCUAUCUGGAGAAUGGUUUGGAGGAUCUAGCAAUGGGGGAGUAUAUCCUGUCUCUGAAGGACCUACAGUACCAGACGUUCUGCAAUGUUGUGAAAGAGAAGUUCUGUGACCUUUCAUGGGAUGAGGACUUAUUGGGAGUGCUCCACUGUGUGGUCAACUACAGCCAAUUCUCUCUAGGCUCUAAUGAAGAGUCACCAUCAAAGCCUUGGCAAAGGGCAUCCAUCUCACCUCUGAGUGCUGCUGGCUGGAGAGGGGAGGAGAGGGACGCACCCCGGCAUGGUCAUGCCGACCUGAAUGGCAACCUGCACCACAGUGGACCUGUAGCUUCAGAUGCAUGGGAGAAAUGUCAGAGAGACCAGAGACCCCUGUCUACAUACAGAGUAACAAAGACUAGACCUGAACAUAGAGAUGCCGUAUCAGAGGAAGUUCAACAUAAUGGCUGCCCAGGAUUGAGAGCUGCCGAGUGUUUGGGUAAGGGGGCCAUGGAGAGUGCCGAGCAUCCAGUGGGGGUCAGUGAUGAAAGCCCCCCUGAAGCUGACUCUCUGUGUGGGAUGGACGAGCCACUGAGGGUGGGCCACCUAGGCCAGAUGAGCUGCUCCAAGGACAUGGAGGACACAGAAUCGCUGGUGUUUGAGCGUCUCCUCUCCCCCUGCUCCAGAGCAGAGGAGUCUAGCCACCGCCUCAGCCCAGCCUGGGGCCUGGCCUUCUAUGGAGAAGACUGUUUUAGUCAUGAUGUGGUAGAAUAUGCUAUAACCCUGGGACAGCACAGUGAGUCACCGUGCCUGGAGCUGAAAACACAGGAGCUUCAACAGCAGCGCAUGAUCGAGAUGAAGAAUCUGAAAAAGACCCGGAAUUUCUACCAAAAGCUGCUCCACCAAGAGAGAAAAAAUAAAGGUUCGGAGGCGAGAUUGAUGCUGUCCAAACUCAAGGUCCAGUUUGAGGAGUUGAGGUCCAAAGUGGAGUUCCUAGACUGUGUAAAGAAAUAUCUUGAGGUUCUGAGUGUGGAUCAGUGGGGUAUGGAUAUGUCCCUCCUCCCCUCCCUGGCAGCAUCUGGUCCAGGGAGCCCUCUGGAUCUCCAGCCCUCAGAGGAGCCUGCCGUGCUGGGAUUGGUAUCUUUGUCUGGGGCAGAGAGAGGGAAGAGCAGCCUGCAGGCCGCCACACCCCUGGGUCUCAUGUCCUACCUCUAUGCCAGAAAUGCUCCAUUGGAGGGCUACAUCCAACAGUUCCUGUACACAUACCGCUAUUUCUGCACCCCUCAAGAACUUCUUCAGUUCCUGAUGGAAAGAUUCACCAGUGCUGUAGCAGCAGGAGGUGGUCCAAAUGUGUCAGGGGACCGUGCUAAGGUGUACCACCGGAGUCUGGAUGUGCUGCAAACCUGGCUGACUGACUGCAGACUGGUGGACUUCAGCCCCAAGUCCAUCCUGCUGAUCACACUGGAAAACUUCCUCACCAAUGAAGUGUCUCCAGUAGACAGCAGAGGAGAGAGGCUUCUGACCACUCUUCAGAGCUCUCCCAGGAGGAGGUGGAGCCAAAGCUGUGGGAGCCCAAUCAGCAUGCAGGAAGAAGAUGAUGCAUUGUCUUCUCAUACCAUAUGCAGAAAAUCUGUUGUUGAGGACUCUGGAAAGAAGAGUUUCCAGUGGAAAAUAUCCAGGGUGGUGGAGCCCCAGGCAACCCAGACCAAAGACCAGGCCUACUCAUUAGCAGCAGCCCUGCCGCGGCCCUGCUACACCUCCCUUAUGGAUGACAUCUCCAGUGCCUGCCUCAGAAGCGAGGAAAGACACCCUUUUAGUCAGAGUGAACACAGCGCCCAACACACGGCACAGCAACUCACUCUACUGCAGCAGGAAAUGUUUCAAGGCUGUCACCCCAAUAAUUUCCUCAACUCUAGAGCUCAAGGAGUCGGGGACAAAGCAUUAAGUGUCACCAAACAUGUGUCACACUCUAUAACUCCAGUAGAGGGCAGCAGUUUAUUUGUUAAUGAGGAGAUGCCACAGGAUAGCUACCUCCAACAGCUACUGAGAUAUGCUGACAGUGUCUCCAACUGGGUUUCUGCUGAAAUUGUCAUCUGUGAUUCGAUAAAGAUACAAGCGGCUUUGCUCACUAAGUUUCUGUUAAUUGCCAAACACUGCUAUGAAUCGAGAGACUUCGCCACAGCCAUGCAGGUCCUUGGAGGUCUGGAGAAUGUUUUUGUCAGGCAAUUACCCGCUUGGAAACAUCUGUCUACCAAGGUGUGUGAGGUCCUAGAGGAGCUGCGAGCCGUGCAGGUCUUUCUGAAGAGUGAUAACCUGUGUCUGAUGGGAGGAGAUCAUGUGAGGAGGAGACCCACCCUCCCUGCUGCCCACAUCCUGGCCAUGCACAUCCAGCAGCUGGAGAUAGGAGCCUUCACUCUGACCAGCGGUGCCUAUAAGUGGCCAAAACUUAGGACCAUAGCGAAGGUGGUGAGUCAGGUGCAUGCGUUCCAGGAGACAGUGUACUCCUUCACUCCUGACUUGGAGCUGCAGGCCUACCUAAGACUACGCAUCGCCCACCUCAGCGGCUGUGACAUCCCCCUGCUGGCUGCAGACAACGAGGCAAACUUCUACCACACCCCCACUGAGCGACACACCCGCAGGAUCCAGGACACACUAAAGAGGGUGAAGGCCACCUUCCAAUGAGCUACAGCCUUGCCUGAUCUAGGAUCAGAUUUGCCUUUUAGAUCAUAAUGAAUACGAUGAUAUGGACAAAGGGGACCUGGUCCUAGAUUAGUACUCAUAAUGCUUUAUGAAAUUGGGCCCUGGUCAGACAACUAGUCAACAGACCUCAAACCCCCCCAUAACCCACUGACUUACUUUGGUAGCAGAGACUGGGUGGGUGUCUCUAUUUAUUGGUAAUAACUUUGAUUAGACAUCAUGAGGACGGUCUUAUUUGAACACAAUGACAGAGCCACAUGAAGGCAUCCAAGGUGGUUCAUUUUGACUUCACUCUGAUUUUAUACAGUGAGCAGUCCAGCAGUCCCCACAUUGCACCCCAUAGCCUGACAACGCACUUCACACCUCUAACUCCUUGAUUAUCUCCAAAGUAGAGUACAAAGUCAUCUGAAAAAUAUAAUUGUUUUUUUUGUUAUUAGAGUGAGAAGAGGAGAAAACAGUAAUGGACUUUUUAAGGGGAAGAACAGAUAUGCUUUUUUACUUGUGAAAAAAUGUCAACAACAGACUGAAUGAUUUUGAAUAUUUCACAUCUUUAUCUACCACUGGUGGAGGCAUAUGGAUCACAUUUCUCUCAUGUACACCAUUUUGAUUGCUAGUCUCUAAGACAACAUAAUAAUGAUAAUGUUUCAUAAUGAGAUGACAUGUCUUUAAUUCACUGAGUGUCGUGUAUUAUAGCUCAAUUAGAUUUGAAAAGUGAGAUAUUUUGAUAUAACCACAGAUAGGUGAUUACCAUUUUCAACUCUCCGGAGCACCAUCUAAAUGGUCUAAAUGACCAUUUAUUGGCAUUGCCAAUAGCUACUUGACAUGAUAAUUACAGUAUUGCAAGAUAUUAAAAAUGGAUCAAACUCAUGAUGUAAUAUGCUAUUACGGCUAAAUCAGGGAUGGGCAAACUGGCAGGUCGCGUGCCGCACCCCUUUUGUAGUUUAGGGAUCAAUUUCUAAGUAUAUAUACAGUACCAGUCAAACAUUUGGACACACCAACUCAUUCAAGGGUUUUUCUUUAUUUUUACUAUUAUCUACAUUGUAGAAUAACAGUGAAGACAUCAAAACUAUGAAAUAACACAUAGAAUCAAGCAGUAACCAAAAAGGUGUUAAACAAAUCAAAAUAUAUUUUAGAUUUUAGAUUCUUCAAAGAAGCCACCCUUUGCCUUGAUGACAGCUUUACCUGGAACUCUUUUCCAACAGUCUUGAAGGAGUUCCCACAUAUGCUGAGCUCUUGUUGACUGCUUUUCCUUCACUCUGCAGUCCAACUCAACCCAAACCAUCUCAAUUGGGUUGAGGUUGGGUGAUUGUGGAGGCCAGGUUAUCUGACGCAGCACUCCAUCACUCUCCUUCUUGGUCAAAUAGCACUUACACAGCCUGGAGGUGUGUUUUAGGUCAUUGUCCUGUUGAAAAACAAAAGAAAGUCCCACUAAGCACAUACCAGAUUGGAUGGCAUAUCGCUGCAGAAUGCUGUGGUAGCCAUGCUGGUUAAGUGUGCCUUGAAUUCUAAAUAAAUCUCUAACAGUGUCACCAUCACACCUCCUCUUCCAUGCUUCACGGUAGGAACCACACAUGCAGAGAUCGUCCGUUCACCUACUCUGCAUCCCACAAAGACACAGAGGUUGGAACCAAAAAUAUAACAUUUGGACUCAUCUGACCAAACAACAGAUUUCCACCGGUCUAAUGUCCAUUGCUCGUGUUUCUUGGCCCAAGCAAGUCUCUUCUUCUUAUUGGUGUCCUUUAGUAUUGGUGUCUUUGCAGAAAUUCAACCAUGAAGGCCUGAUUCACACAGUCUCCUCUGAACAGUUGAUGUUGAGAUGUGUCUGUUACUUGAACUCUGUGAAGCAUUUAUUUGGGCUGCAAUUUCUGUGACUGGUAACUCAUCGUCUGCAGCAGAGGUAACUCUGGGUCUUCCUUUCCUGUGGCAGUCCUCAUGAGAGCUAGUUUCCUCAUAGUGUUUGAUGGUUUUUGUGACUGCACUUGAAUAAACUUUAAAAGUUGUUGAAAUUUUCCUGAUUGACUGACCUUCAUGUCUUUAAGUAAUGACGGACUGCCGUUUCUCUUUGCUUAUUUGAGCUGUUCUUUCCAUAAUAUGGACUUGGUAUUUUACCAAAUAGGGCUAUCUUCUAUACACCUCCCGUACCUUGUCACAACACAAGAGAUUGGUUCAAACGCAUUAAGAAGGAAAGAAAUUCCACAAAUUGCCUUUUAACAGCGGAGUCAAUCACCACCUUCCGGAGACACCUGAAACCCCACCUCUUUAAGGAAUACCUAGGAUAGGAUAAAGUAAUCCUUCUCACCCCCCCCUCCCCC